AUGGUGGACAUCCUCCUCCCGCGGCCGCUCCCGGGCGCCAUGGGGGAGCCUUCCAAGAGGCGGCCGGGGCUGGCCCUGUGCGCAGGCUGCGGGGGCCGUAUCCAGGACCCCUUCUUGCUGCGGGUGUCGCCGGACCUGGAAUGGCACGUCGCCUGUCUUAAGUGUGCCGAGUGCGGGCAGCCCCUGGACGAGACCUGCACAUGCUUUCUGCGUGACGGCAAAGCCUACUGCAAGCGGGAUUACAGCAGGCUCUUCGGCAUCAAGUGCGCCCAAUGCCGGGCGGCCUUCAGCAGCAGCGACCUGGUGAUGCGCGCCCGCGACCACGUCUACCACCUGGAGUGCUUCCGCUGCGCCGCCUGCGGCCGCCAGCUCCUACCUGGAGACCAGUUCUGCCUGCGGGAGCGCGACCUGCUCUGCCGAGCCGACCACGGUCCGCCCCACGACGGCGCCGCCGCCCGUGGGCCGUGUAGCCCCGCGCUGCCGCCGCCCACUAAUACCGCGCACCUCGCAGAACCGGUGCCCGGACGGCCGCCCGCCCCGCGGCCGCCGGCGCACAAGGCGGCAGAGAAGACCACCCGCGUGCGGACGGUGCUGAACGAAAAGCAGCUGCACACACUGCGGACCUGCUACGCCGCCAACCCACGCCCCGACGCCCUGAUGAAGGAGCAGCUGGUAGAGAUGACGGGGCUCAGUCCCCGUGUCAUCCGCGUCUGGUUCCAGAACAAGCGCUGCAAGGACAAGAAGAAGUCCAUCCUCAUGAAGCAGCUUCAGCAGCAGCAGCACAGCGACAAGACGAGCCUGCAGGGCCUCACCGGGACUCCACUAGUGGCCGGCAGCCCCAUCCGCCACGAGAGCGCCGUUCAAGGCAGCGCCGUGGAGGUCCAGACCUAUCAACCACCCUGGAAGGCACUCAGCGAGUUCGCCCUGCAGAGUGACCUGGAGCAGCCCGCCGCCUUCCAGCAGCUGGUCUCCUUCUCUGAGUCCGGCUCCUUGGGCACCUCCUCCGGCAGCGACGUGACCUCGCUGUCCUCCCAGCUCCCCGACACCCCCAACAGCAUGGUGCCCAGCCCGGCCGAGACGUGA
Indicator indicator is the source of this 1083-nucleotide messenger RNA. It is a transcript of the gene ISL2, whose product is annotated as ISL LIM homeobox 2. Gene Ontology annotation, biological process: neuron fate specification; positive regulation of transcription by RNA polymerase II; axonogenesis. The record is from RefSeq and is a predicted model, not a curated record. Gene Ontology annotation, cellular component: nucleus. NCBI's taxonomy places the organism in Eukaryota, Metazoa, Chordata, Aves, Piciformes, Indicatoridae. Gene Ontology annotation, molecular function: DNA-binding transcription factor activity, RNA polymerase II-specific; cis-regulatory region sequence-specific DNA binding. The transcript is spliced from 6 exons. The coding region runs from base 1 to 1083 and encodes 360 amino acids.